Daktulosphaira vitifoliae (grape phylloxera) is the source of this 1178-nucleotide messenger RNA. RefSeq names its product dimethyladenosine transferase 1, mitochondrial (gene mtTFB1). The coding region runs from base 1 to 1026 and encodes 341 amino acids. The transcript has 5 exons. Lineage: Eukaryota; Metazoa; Arthropoda; Insecta; Hemiptera; Phylloxeridae. Gene Ontology annotation, cellular component: mitochondrial matrix. Gene Ontology annotation, molecular function: rRNA (adenine-N6,N6-)-dimethyltransferase activity; mitochondrial transcription factor activity. Gene Ontology annotation, biological process: transcription initiation at mitochondrial promoter; rRNA methylation. The record is from RefSeq and is a predicted model, not a curated record.
AUGUCAACAAGUCAGUUAGUUCGUUUACCUCCAUUACCUAGCAUAAGAGAUUUAAUUAAACUUUAUAAAAUACGCGCAAUGAAAGAAUUAUCACAAAACUUUUUAAUGGAUCCUCGACUCACUAGUCGUAUUGUAAGAUCUGCAGGUCCAACUAAAGAUUGUGAAGUAUGUGAAGUUGGCCCAGGUCCUGGAAAUAUUACAAGGUCCAUUAUUCAGAAUAUGCCUGCACGAGUUCUGGUUAUUGAAAAGGAUAAGCGGUUUAUUCCUUCAUUAGAAUUAUUAGCUGAAUCAUCUCCGGUACCAUUAGAAUUAAUAUUUGGUGAUGUUAUGAACUUUAAUAUGGAAAAAUUGUUUCAUGAAGAACAUGUAAGAGAUUGGGAAGAUAUUUGUCCUCCUAUACAUUUAAUAGGGAAUUUACCAUUUAAUGUUUCUACUCCUCUCAUUAUUCGAUGGUUAAAAGCUGUAUCAGAAAAGAAAAAUGCAUGGAGAUAUGGCCGUGUACGUAUGACACUAACAUUUCAAAAAGAAGUUGCAGAAAGAAUGGCUGCUCCAAUUAUGACUAAAGAAAGAUGUCGCUUAUCUAUUAUGUGUCAGAACUGGUGCCGAGUUGAACAUAAAUUUAAUAUUCCUGGUCGAGCUUUCUUACCAAAGCCUGAAGUGGAUGUUGGGGUUGUAAGGUUAGUUCCAUUAAGGAAUCCUGUAAUUCAAUUGCCUUUUGAUGUUGUAGAAAAAGUUGUAAGAUCUGUCUUUAGUUACAGACAAAAGUAUUGUGUACGUGGUAUAGAAAUAUUAUUUCCAAAACCUGUUAGAGAAGAACUUUCUAAAGAAAUGUUAAAGGCUGCAUGUAUUGAACCUGAAACAAGACCUUUUCAAUUAACAAUUAGUGAAUUUGGACGGUUAUGUAAUGCAUACAUGGAUAUUUGUAAUAAAAAACCAGAUUACAUGAAAUAUAAUUAUCGAUCAUCCAAAUCACUUGAAGAAUGGCCAAUUUUAGAUGAUAUGGAACUUACAAAUGAAUUAGAUUAAAACAAUUCCAAAUUUAUAGUUGUAGUGUAUUUGUGUUGUUCAAUAACUGCCUAAUAACUGAUUUUAUUGUUGUAAAAUUAAAAAAAUGAAAUUUUAAUACAAAAUGUUUUCAUUUUUUCACUUAUGAUACUAUUAAAUUGAUGUUGUAUGUA